This is a messenger RNA of Perkinsus marinus ATCC 50983, 213 nucleotides long. RefSeq lists its product as hypothetical. The coding region runs from base 1 to 213 and encodes 70 amino acids. The record is from RefSeq and is a predicted model, not a curated record. NCBI's taxonomy places the organism in Eukaryota, Perkinsozoa, Perkinsida, Perkinsidae. The transcript has 2 exons.
AUGAUCCUUCCUUCUCCCUACCAACUAUGUCAUCCUUUACCGAGGCUCACCACCACCACCACCACCACCACCACCAAGAUCACCACUGUUAUCAACACGAGGCUGGAAGGAUGGAUGCUAAACAGUAUUACAGCCAAAUAUCCUACUACAGGGAUAGUCAACAACGAUACGAUCUACUGCCUGAUCAAGGCAAAAAUCAAACGACGAAAGUGA